AUGAGGAGAUAAAACCUCAAACAAGAUCUUUAUUCAUAAAUCUCGACAAUUGGAUAAUCAUCCUCUUCAAAAAGGAGCAACCUUAAUAUUGAUGAUUUGAUUUAUUAGUUUAAAAUGAGGAAAUCUAAUUACAAAUUAGCAAAGCAAUACUCUGAAAUCAUUAAAAUAUUUGAUAAUAAACAAUCUCCAAAUUAUGAAUAUUAGAGUAGUCAAUUAUAAACUAAAGUUAGAUUAAAAACAGAAGAAUCUUAGGAACUACUUCAAUUCUAAGAAACUAAAUAAAGAUUAUCACAUUAAAUAGAUAUUCAUCAAUUUAUAAAUGAGACAUCUCCUAUUAAAAUUACAACUAGACUUAAUUAUGAGAAUUUUAAAACAUUUUAAGAAACUGAAAGAAAAUCAUAUGAAUCCAAUAAUUAUAAUACACAAUUAGCAAAUUUUGGUCCUUUAUCAUCAUCAAAUUAAUGUGAAACUGAUGAAGAAAUCAAAUAAAUUUCAUAAAAAAGUGUUUAAAAAUUAUCAAAAUUCAGAACUUUUGAAUAAGAAUAAUUUUAAACUUGUUUUGAUAAAAUUAGUUCUCAAAUCAAAAAAUUGAAUUUUAAAUUUGAGAAGUAAGGAUUCAUGAUGAUUAAAUUAUUUUCUAAAUGGACUCUUAAGGAAAAGGCUACAAAAAUGUAUUUUAGAUUUUUUGAACACAAAAUUUAAUCAUAUUUUGAUCUUUUUUAAAUAUAUGAACCUUCUAUUGAAGAAAAUAAUGAUGAUGAUCAAAAUAAUAAUUAAAGAAUUUUAACAGAUAAUAUAUUGACUCCAAUUAAUUUGAAUAUCCUUAAUUUUUAAAUUCCUACUAUUAAACCUGUUACUUAAUUUGGAGCAAUUAAUGUAAUCUAUAUAUUUAAAUAUUAAUAGUUUGAAGAAUAUCUAAAAAAGAAGAAUCAGAAUAUCGAAUGA
Molecule: messenger RNA, 945 nt
Organism: Paramecium pentaurelia
Lineage: Eukaryota; Ciliophora; Oligohymenophorea; Peniculida; Parameciidae
Source: the annotation of a GenBank genome assembly